GGUGUAGUCUACGGCCAUCUCUUCAGAGACACAGACGGCCCUGGGUUGCACAUCAGCGGCCAGCAGCCAGCCAGCAGAACUCUGGGAGAGAGCAAAGUAUUAUAAUAUCGGAGUGAAGAAGAGUGCGGAGUCGAAAAAUCUUUUGUGUGUUUCGCGUCGGCCAUUAAAACACUCCUCUGGCUGCUCGUCGUCGGGUCGAUCUAGUCGUAUACUGUGUGUGUCCCCCAGCGCCAUUCAGCAUCAACUAUCCAGCUCGGGUUUUCGGCGAUGGAGAAAAUCAAAUUUAUUCGCUGAAAAUCGUACUUUUGUCGCGUUUUGUUACGGGAACCGUGUAUACGCAAAUGCAAACUAUCCUUAGCUUAGUGAAUUUGAUCGAGGUUGAAGCACAGACAAACAGACGUCACACUCUCAUCGAUGUCCAUCGAUCACCUUUUUAACGGAUUAUAAGAGACGGUACUUGAAGGAGGUGGAGCACCAGGAACAGCAGAAGCAGCAGAAGGAGCUUUUUCGGCUCCGGAUUGAAAAACGAAAAAUCUUGUAAAUUGAAACAGUGCCACUAGAAGCAAUAAGCAGAAAAAGAAGAGGAAGUGUUUGUUUCCUUCAACGCAUAUUCUAGUGUAUUUUGUGUGUUGUGUAUGACAAGAGAAAAAAGAGAGGUGUCAAUAUAUUUUUGGAUUCAUUGAUAAUAUUUAAGAGUUCGAGUGUUGUACAGAGUGUGUUUAUGAACUGCUGAAAGCAGUUCUUUUUUGUGCUUCGGAUCGGCUGGGAGUACAUCGCAUAGAAGACUAGAUGGAGGACCCCAACCGGAUGAUGAGCCACGGUGGCUUGAUGCCGCCGAACUACGGCAUGCCGACAAACGACGGCCAAACCGUAGAUAACGACCCCCGUAAGCAGGACAUUGGCGAGAUUCUCCAACAGAUCAUGAACAUCACGGACCAAUCGCUGGACGAGGCCCAAGCGCGAAAGCACACGCUCAACUGUCACAGAAUGAAGCCAGUCCUGUUUGCGGUGCUGUGCGAGAUCAAAGAGAAAACAGUCCUGUCGCUGAGGAACACCCAGGAGGAGGAGCCCCCAGAUCCGCAGUUGAUGCGCCUGGACAACAUGCUGAUCGCGGAAGGAGUCGCCGGGCCCGAGAAAGGCGGCGGUGCAGGUGCGCCAAGCGACUUCAUGUCCCAAUCGGAUCUGCCCGGUCAGGACAAUGCCAUCGAACACUCGGACUACCGGGCCAAGCUGGCGCAAAUCCGUCAGAUCUACCACCAGGAGCUGGAGAAGUACGAACAGGCCUGCAGUGAGUUCACCACGCACGUUAUGAACCUACUUCGCGAGCAGAGCCGUACCAGACCCAUCACGCCGAAGGAGAUCGAGCGAAUGGUGCAGAUAAUCCACCGGAAAUUCAGCUCCAUCCAGAUGCAGCUCAAACAGUCCACCUGCGAAGCCGUGAUGAUCUUGAGAUCCCGCUUCCUAGAUGCUCGACGAAAGAGACGCAAUUUUAGCAAACAGGCAUCGGAAAUCCUCAACGAGUACUUCUACAGCCACCUCAGCAAUCCCUACCCUUCAGAAGAAGCCAAGGAGGAGUUGGCCAGAAAAUGUGGCAUCACGGUCUCCCAAGUGUCGAACUGGUUCGGCAACAAGCGCAUUCGCUACAAGAAGAACAUCGGCAAAGCCCAAGAGGAGGCGAAUCUGUACGCCGCCAAGAAGGCCGCCGGUGCCUCUCCGUACUCCAUGGGUGGACCUCCGAGUGGUGCGGCCACUCCGAUGAUGUCUCCCGCACCCGCCCAGGACUCCAUGGGCUACUCGCUGGGGUCCGGUGGCUACGAUCAGCAGCAGGCGUACGACGGCAGCAUGGGUUACGAUCCGAUGGGUGGCCACCAGGACUUGAGUCCUUGAGAUGCGGAGUACUAGAGCGCAACGCUGGAGCGCGUUCAAUCCGGUGUAGUACAGCUUAGCAAGUUAGAGUGAGUCCUUACCGAUGAUGAGAGUGCGUACGAAUAGUAGUGGAUAAGAUAAUUAGCACCGCUUUUCUUCUCACCUCCUUCUGAAUGGUGGAUCAAAUGCAGUGUAGGCAACUGGUAGAAGUUAUCUAGUUUAGUUCAAAUUCGGGCCAGAGCGAGAUAGGGAUUCUGGGUUUGGUUGUAUGACCCGUUUUGAAUCCAGAAUCAAUAAUGGAGUAAAAGAUUGAUUUGUUUAAGUUUGAAACACACAAAAGUGAGUUAGCUCUACGUUUAAGAAAUGAUUAUUUUAGAACGAUAAUUAUUUAAAUUUUAUCUCAUGAAACGGAAAGUUCACCAUUUGCACUAAUUCGGUAAUUAUGAAACUGAUUAUUAUUUUCGAAUUGAUACAUUGAUUGUGUCGUUCGUCAGUGAAAACGUACAAUUUCUCCCAGAAGGUGAUUCCUAUGGUCAUCCUAUCUCACCGCCGCUCUACGGAUUAGUGGAAUUAUACAUAAAUCAUCGCUGCAAUAAUUUUAGCUAUUUACACUAUGAUGAACGCAUUUCUAACCUACUUUUACAAACAUCCGCCCAGAUGCCAAGAGCAGCGUUUUGUUUAUAUUUAAUAAGAGCGCUUACACAUAUUAAUGCCUAAACAAAUCACCGUUCGGUGUUUGCAUCCGACUCGAGAUUGAUUGAUUUGCGUGCUUUGGUUUGGGCAUUUUACUACACCACUAUAUCGCAAUACAUCACAACCAACUAUACCAUACCUUGAUUCCUAAGCCCCGGUGUGUUUUCUUCUCCGCAACAGAUUCUCCUAAUUGACCUACACGAAAUCCACUAACAUGAGUAAGUAAGAAAGCAAACAACGUUAUGAAUACUUCAAUUCUACCGAUAGAGGAUAGUUUAAAAAGGAAACAAACUAUUGUGUAUACCAUUAGACGAUAGGGAAAAAAGAGAAACACAAAAUGAUACUAUUACUAUAAGUCUCAUGAUCCAACGCAAUGAUCCGGCUCUCAGUCGGUAAUGGAAAACAGUAACCACCAUUUUUUCCAAGUUGGCCAUCAAUGUGGCCCUGAUUGAAGCUCAUUCGAGUCUUUCCCGGAUGAGCCAGCCACACUCACAUAAAUAUACGUAAAUAAAUUAAAGCAGAGUUAGUGCAACCAGAAGAUUAUGCAAAACAAUAUUUCCUUUGUCUAGUAAAUUUGGAACAAAUCUAAACAAAGCUAUUUUUAGAGUAGAAGCAUUUGGAGCAUUUUCAUUUCUUCCCACUUGAAAAUGAGAAUCCUGUAGACGACUAGACGACAGAAUAACAUACUCUUCAAUUCACAUUAAAAGGAAUCCAACCAACACAAGAAAACACACACAAGUAUACAAUUUUCAAAGUUUUUAAAAACUUUUCGAAACGAUCAAAAAGAAGAGAAAAUCGAAACCCAGUUAUACGAUUCGCUAUACCAAAAUUAAGCUCUAUCUCCGCCAGAAAGGAUUUGUACUUAACGUUAUAGAGACACAGCAAAUGAAAAGAUUAACUAGCAACCUUGUCAUUUACACUAAAACUAAACACAAAAAUGGGUGUGUACGUGAGCCUGUGCUAAAGCGCACGACUAACAGCAACCCUGAAUCCUAUAAAACCACGAACAACCACACACACGUUGAGAACAAAAAAAAAUAUUGACAAUAUGUGCAAGCGAACGGCAAAAUGCUAAACGGAACGAAGACGAGACUCAAAUAGAACCCAUGCCAAUCGGAGGUAUAAAGCUACGGACGGCUGGACUUGGUAGUCUGGAGUCUCUCUAAGAAAACCUGUGUGACAUUUUAGAGAACGCAAGUUGAUGAAACAAAAAAUUAUGCGAACAAAUCAUUUGUAUACGAUAUAAUAAUAAUGAAAAAAACUAUUAAUUAAUGAAAAAGUUUGAAAAUAUACUAUUUAAAGCUACCAAUUAUUAACGAACAAAAACUAUUUUCCAAUCAUUUUAAUAGAAAAUUUCAGUUUCGAGAAAAAUAUAAAAAAUCGAGAGAUAGAAAAAAAACAAAAUUCAAGUAAUAUCUAGUGGCUUUCUACCGUUAAGAUAUGGCCAACGAACCGACGACGACAGCUAAUCAGGUUUUACGUUCCCUACUCGCCAGGAUCGGAAAGUUCUGGCAGCACUGCUAAACACGAGUAUGAGUGCUUCUCAGGAAAUCCCACAGAAGAAUUUCGAUCCGUGGUCAUCUACAAGACCCGUUUCACCACAAGAUACGAGCAUCACAACAAAGUUCGCAUAAUGUCAUUUCUCAUGAGUUUUUCGCUAUGGUUUUUUAUGGUUGCUAUUUAUUGAUUUGGUUGUGCAUGAAAGAGUUUCCACCUGUGAAUGAGAGUUCAGUUUGGUAUGUUUUGUCAAAACUAUAUCCGUUAUCUAAGUGUUCGUGUUGUCCUUUUAUUUGGUUUCUGACACUGGAAUUGAUAUCCACUCUAUUUUAAGUUAGUCCGUACAGCUGUGUUGAUGCAAUAUAUUUCCUUCUUUUUACAUGCAUUUAACUGAUUCGGUACCAUUUUGUUUUCCGACACCAACCACACAUACAAACAUAAAUCCGAUUGAAGAGAAAGAAAAACGAAUAGAACGUGAAAGGUGUCUCUUGAGAAAAGUUGAGAAAAAAAUAAGGAAACGAAAGUAUGUAUACGAAAACGAUUUAAAAAUCUAUUAAAUCUAUUAAAUUUAAAUUUUAUGUGUACUUAAUUAUAAAUAACUGGAAGAAGAAAUUCAACAGCAACAACAACAACAAGAACAAAAUAAACAAAUGUGAAAACGAAGGAUGAAGUGAAAACCUACAUUAAUAA
Aedes aegypti (yellow fever mosquito) is the source of this 4746-nucleotide messenger RNA. RefSeq names its product homeobox protein extradenticle (gene exd). The coding region runs from base 790 to 1887 and encodes 365 amino acids. Gene Ontology annotation, molecular function: RNA polymerase II cis-regulatory region sequence-specific DNA binding; DNA-binding transcription factor activity, RNA polymerase II-specific. The transcript is spliced from 8 exons. The record is from RefSeq and is a predicted model, not a curated record. Gene Ontology annotation, cellular component: nucleus. Lineage: Eukaryota; Metazoa; Arthropoda; Insecta; Diptera; Culicidae. Gene Ontology annotation, biological process: animal organ morphogenesis; neuron development; embryonic organ development.